Messenger RNA from Penaeus vannamei (Pacific white shrimp), 2395 nucleotides. The record is from RefSeq and is a predicted model, not a curated record. NCBI's taxonomy places the organism in Eukaryota, Metazoa, Arthropoda, Malacostraca, Decapoda, Penaeidae.
AAUGGAGGAAGCGGACGUAAAGCAGCUGAUUUCCCUCAUAGAGUCGGCUCAAUUGAAGUAUGAAGUCGAUGAAUCUGGAACUGUAUCUAUUGUUUGCGAUCCCGUGCAGCUCGUUGGGUCAUCUGAAGGUAUCAACAGCACUAUAUUGGUGGAAAAUGAAGCCGCAGAUAGACUCCUUACGCAGAGUUUAAACAUUUCUCAAGAUGAGGAUGAAGGCCCAGAUGCCAGUAAGCACAGCACGGACUCCUUGCCAAUCACAGCACCAGACGAUCCCUUGAAAUGUUUGGAAGGAGUCGAUGCAGAUGACGGAAAGGAGAAAACGCAAAAAGAUGAAGGAGGAUUAGAAGGGGAAGGAGGAGAAGGUGAUGGGGACGAAGAAGAUGAAGGGGAAGCUGAGGAAGACGAGGCCGGACCCCAACUGCAGCUAUCUCCAUCAGGGCAGUAUUUUAUCCAGACUCCCGAUGGACAAAUCAUCCAGGUCUUGGGGUCCCUGGACGAUGAAAGCAUUCAAGCAGAACCAAUCCUCGGAGAGAGUCAGGCAUCGGAGGCUGACGAGGGAAGGGCCAGGAGUGAGAAUAUUGUGGCUGUGGGCGAGACAGAGAGGAACAUGCAGAUCUUCGUCGUGGGAGGAAAUAGCGGAGAGGAGGUUUACCUCAUCAAUGCACCUGAGAGAGAGAUUGGCGACAGUGACCAGGGGAGUGCCUUACCUGUUUCCGCAAUGAUGCUGAAAGAUGUUGAGGCUUCAAGUGCGCAGGCUGACCUCACCACAGGAAAACUACCUGCUGACCUCGAAGCCAAAGCAGGCGAAGCAGAGAACUUACUCACUGUCAGCCUUCAGGGGGAGAAUCAGAGCUUGAAGAACAGCUUCCUUGACACAUUGCCCAAAGUCCCCCUAGAGAAAGAUUCCUUGGACAUACAGAUAAGCCAACCACAGAUUCAGGGCCAGGUGUCAAAGCCUCGGACAGCAUUGCCCUUUGCCAAGAGCCUCUCGUUGAGUAAAGUGCUGAGUACCGAUAAACAGACUUUAGAGACAAACGAAACCUCGAUUACCCAUCAAGACGAAAUGCAGAGCCCACUAGAGUUGCUAACAGAGGGCAUGCGGGUCCAGACAGACCGAGGGGAGAUGAUGGCUUUUAACUUGUCGUCUGUGACUCAGGCCAAACAAAUGGGACUCCACGGGCAGAAGUCCCUGAAGAACAUUGCCUCGCUCUUCGGCUCCGUGGUCAAAGUAUUGAGACCAGUGGCAGAGGAGAAGAAGCAAGAAGUUUUGGAGAUAAAGGAUAGACCAAUACUGCUGUCGUGCAAUGAAUGUGGUGCCCUAUUGCAUUCCGAGAGGUCUCUCCAAAUUCACAUUCGUCGCUAUCACGAAGAGUGGCAAGACGAGUGUUCUUUGUGCGGGGAAAAGUUCUACAGUGCCUCGUAUGUUCGUUCACACAUCCAAAAGGUCCACAGCCAAGAUGCAUCUUUCCAGUGUCGUCUUUGUUCCUACGAGUCUAAUGAGCUGAAGGCAAUCAUCAAACACCAGAAAGUACAUGGAAAGUGCCAGUCAUGUGAGAAGUGUGGCAAGAAAUACAAGACUCCCAAAGUUUUUCGUGCUCAUGUUAUGAACUGCAAGGGGUCACUGAAGAUGGAGUCUAGGGUGCCAUCAAAGAGGAAAGGAACCCAAGUGAGCACUAGCAGUGAUGAUAGUAGCCAGAGAGAUGGAGAUACUGAUGUAGGUGUCCAUGAAGUAAGUGGAGAACCCCAAGCUAAACACCAGAAGAUUGAGGUGAAUGUCACAGAAAACAGGGAGGUUAGUUCUCUUGAAACUUAUUCUCCAACCAAAACAGUUCAGACCAAGAGAAGAUAUGGAAAGGUGUGCCAAGCAGAAGAAGGAGUGAAGAAAAAAGAUGCGGAGUUUAAGCCAACAUCAAAGCACUACCAUCAGCAAAUUCUGAAGAUGACAGUUGAGCAAAGACCAACAAGGCAUAGUGCAAGAGGGCGAGAUAGGACCCACAGAUGCUAUUUGUGCUUUAAAUUGUUUUCCACAGCAAAUGAACUUGAUGCACACAAGGAGAGCUACCAUCAGGUUAAAUCGGCAAGGCCAGUGAGGGUAAGAACAGAUGCUUCAUUGGAAGAGGAGGAGGAGGAUUUUGCCAGCACUACCUCAGUUAAUAUAAAAUCUAGUCACACACAGUCUCAUGAAGAUGUGGUCAUCAAAGAAGAACCACUCGAGUUUGCUGAAGAAUAUGAAAAUGUCACAAUCAUUUUAGAUGAUGUCAUGAAAUCAACACAUGUUGUAAAACCUCUCUGCAUAGCUUGCAAGGCGGUCACAAAUACAGACUAUAGAAAAUCUUCCAAGUGGUUUAGUAAAGUGCCAGAUGAUGAUCACUCAGAAGCCUUGAAGAGAAACUAA